AUGUCCGAAGUCGCCUUCAUCAAAUCCUUCCUCUCAUCGCUCGACUCCCGUCCCAUCAAGCUCCGAGCAGACUAUGUCCUCGACGAAGAGCGAGUCGGACCUCGCGUCCCUUACCUCCUCCCCCGCCUCAGCGCCCCGCACCCCGAAAUGCCCAAGAAAGUGCAACGGACGCAAGCCCCGGGCUCCUCGAAAUCCAUAACCGUACACGUAAAGAGCGCACGCAACCCCGCAUUCGAAUUCACCCUGCCCAACGCACCCAUCACCACGACCUCAGUGCAGGACCUCAAAGACGCAGUUCAGGAACGGGUGGUUGACGCACAGGACGGAAAGGUGUCAUUGGAGAAGAUCAAGAUUCUGUAUAAGCGGAAGCCGGUGACGGGGAAGACGAUUGCGGAGUUGUUGGCUGAUGAGCCGGAGAUGUUGGCUGGAGGCAAGGCGGUGGAGUUUGGGGUGAUGAUUAUGGGAGGGGCGAAGGUUGUGGAGGGUGGUGAGGGAGAUGGGAAUGCUACUGCUGCCGCUGCUGCUGGUGCUGCUGGUGCGCCUAAGGCGGCGGUUGGGCCGAGUGGGGAGGAGGUGUUGAGGACAGAGGCGUUUUGGGAUGAUUUGCAGGGGUUCUUGGAGCAGAGGUUGAAGGAUAGUGAGGAGGCGAGGAGGUUGAGGGGGGUGUUCAAGGGGGCUUGGGAGAAGCAAUGA
Molecule: messenger RNA, 693 nt
Organism: Aspergillus luchuensis
Lineage: Eukaryota; Fungi; Ascomycota; Eurotiomycetes; Eurotiales; Aspergillaceae
Exons: 2
Coding region: 1-693 (230 amino acids)
Source: RefSeq, a predicted model, not a curated record